This is a messenger RNA of Herpailurus yagouaroundi (jaguarundi), 3621 nucleotides long. RefSeq names its product Ras association domain family member 9 (gene RASSF9). The record is from RefSeq and is a predicted model, not a curated record. Gene Ontology annotation, cellular component: recycling endosome; trans-Golgi network transport vesicle membrane; cytosol. NCBI's taxonomy places the organism in Eukaryota, Metazoa, Chordata, Mammalia, Carnivora, Felidae. Bases 421 to 1728 code for a protein of 435 amino acids. Gene Ontology annotation, biological process: signal transduction; intracellular transport. The transcript is spliced from 2 exons.
UUCCAUGGAUAUUACCAUGCCCGUGGGGUUGGCAGUUCUUAAAGUUUAACAAGUCUGCAAAUAGCUACAGAACACAAUAGAGCCCCCUCCCUUCCUCUCUCUCUCUCUCUCUCUCUCUCUCUCUCUCUCCUCUCUCUCUUUCUUUUCCUGCUUCCAAACGCCUUCUUCGAGGCUGAAGCUGGGCAGGUCUCCAAAGGUGCAGCAGCCACAACAAUCCAGCAGUUCAAAGUCAGGCAGCAAUUGCACAACUACCAGCAACUCUCUGAGCCUGCUGCUAAUGAGCUGAAAGCCAGGACCGUCUGAGGAGGUGAAGAGGAAGCUUCCAGCCCUCCUCCCUCCAAUUCGAAAUCCAGAUAUCUCCACACCCCACCCCAGAUAACUCUGAGACACGGUCCUUGCUAUUCGCUUGCCUGGGGGACCAUGGCUCCCUUUGGAAGAAAUUUGCUGAAGACUCGGCAUAAAAACAGAUCUCCCACUAAAGACAUGGAUUCAGAAGAGAAGGAAAUUGUGGUUUGGGUUUGCCAAGAAGAGAAGAUUGUCUGUGGGCUAACUAAACGCACCACCUCUGCUGAUGUCAUCCAGGCUUUGCUUGAGGAACAUGAGACUACAUUUGGAGAGAAACGAUUUCUGCUGGGGAAGCCCAGUGAUUACUGCAUCAUAGAAAAGUGGAGAGGCUCAGAACGGGCUCUUCCUCCACUCACUAGAAUCCUGAAGCUUUGGAAAGCUUGGGGAGAGGAGCAGCCCAAUAUGCAAUUUGUUUUGGUUAAAGCAGAUGCUUUCCUUCCAGUUCCAUUGUGGCGAACAGCAGAAGCCAAAUUAGUGCAAAACACAGAAAAAGUGUGGGAACUCAGUCCAGCAAAUUACAUGAAGACGUUACCACCAGAUAAACAAAAGAGAAUAGUCAGAAAAACUUUCCGGAAACUGGCUAAAAUUAAGCAGGACACUGUGUCCCAUGAUCGAGAUAGUAUGGAGACAUUAGUUCAUCUGAUUAUUUCCCAGGACCAUACUAUUCAUCAGCAAGUCAAGAGAAUGAAAGAGCUGGAUCUGGAAAUUGAAAAGUGUGAAGCGAAGUUCCAUCUCGAUAGGGUAGAAAAUGAUGGAGAAAAUUAUGUCCAGGAUGCAUAUUUAAUGCCCAGUUUCAGCGAAGUCAAGCAAAAACUGGACUUGCAUUCGGAUGAAAACCAGAUUCCGGACGACCUGACCGAAAGCGAUGGAAUUGUACACCUGGAGGAGCAAUUAGCAUAUUACAGAAUGCUCAUUGAUAAGCUCUCCGCUGAAAUAGAGAAAGAGGUAAAAAGUGUUUGCACAGAGAUAAAUGAAGAUGCAGAAGGGGCAGCUGCGAGUGAACUUGAAAGCUCUAAUUUAGAAAAUGUUAAGUGUGAUUUGGAGAAAAGCAUGAAAGCCGGUUUGAAAAUCCACUCUCACUUGAGUGGCAUCCAGAAGGAGAUUAAAUACACUGACUCAUUGCUUCAGAUGAAAGCAAAAGAAUAUGAAUUCUUGGCAAAGGAGUUCAGUUCACUUCAUCUUAACAACAAAGAUGGAUGCCAACUGAAGGAAAACAGAGGGAAGGAAUCUGAGGUCCCCAACAGCGGUGGGGACGGUCCUUCCCUUACUCCGAGAGCACUUAACUUGUAUACAAAUGACACAGACUCAGACACUGGUAUCAGCUCUAACCAUAGUCAGGACUCAGAAACAGCUGUAGGAGACGUGCUGCUUCUGUCAACGUAAUUUGAAUGGCUUCUUUCUGAGCUACUGCAACGUUGUUCACGGUUGUUUAAUAGGAAACCUUAUUUUAAACAUCACGUUCCGAAAAAUGAUGUAAUUCAUGUUAAGUAUUCGGAAGUUAAUAAAAGCUAGAGAAAUUUGUAAGUUUAUUUUUGACUUAAGAUUUCCAAAGUGACCUCAUGGUUACAAGUUUAGACGAUGAGCUGUUUAUUAGGAAUGCAACACAAAUAGCGUGCAGGUGUAUAACAGAAAUGAUUUGAUGGGAAUUAUAAUAUUUUAUAGCUUCUGCAGGAAAUGAUUUAUACAAACAAAACUAAUUCUUAAUAGUGCAGUCAGUAUAUUGAAACUGUACACAUGAACAAGUAAAAUUAAAAUGUGCUGUACUAUAUUUUUUCAAAGCGCUAUCAUUGGAAUUUUUAAAUCUGUAUAGUACAUGAAAGCUAUUGUAUAGUAAGUGUAUUAAUUCAAGUCUUGGUUUUUCUCAUUGAUGCUUAGAAUGUACAUCAUCUCUGUUCACUUUCUGAACCUCUCUACUUGUUUAGACCUAGAUGACAGGAGGUGGGAAGGGCUGCCUUUGGGACAUGUGCAAAUUCUGGCAGUGGAUGGAUGGAUUGGAUGAGAGAGGGCCAAGUGCUGCAUUACAAUAGCAGUUUUUCUAAAGAGGCCUAAAAUUAAUAAAAUUGAAAUAUGCACGGCCUUUCUCUGACAAAGCAAAUCUGACCAAACAAAUAACCUGUGCAGGUUUGUUUUAUGAGUGAGGUAUGAUGUGGGUUACUGAGAAAAUCACAGGGUCACAGUUCUGUUUCUUUAUGCCCUGUCUGCAAAAGUCGGAGAGGCAACUUGGGGUCCUUUGUGUGGGUAAAAUAGAGGUCUAUAUGCCAUAAGUAUUAGCAUUUUGUCUCUGAACCUACAGAGAGGAGCUCACAUGGACAAAAAUCUUUUAUUCUAGUAUACUAGAAUUCAGAUUAUGUUUGUAGAACUUCCUCUAAGGUGCAAACAAACAAAAAAAAGUACUAGUUCUAACCCCACUCCUCCCCCAAGGUUGCUGGCAAAUGUCCAACAAAUUGAAUGGCUUGUUUAGAUCCUUCCUUCAGUGACACUCAUUAUAGUACGAGACUAGGUUUGGUUUCACCUGAUUUUUAGGUGGGAAGAUUUUUUUUUUUUCUCUCUCUCCCUUUGCUUCUUGCUAGUAAACACAUGAUGUAAUCAUAUUGAAACAAUUAGUUUACUGUUUUAUUGUACUGUUAAAUAAAUACUGCUGCAGUUUAUUUUUUCUUUACCUGACACUUUUCCUAUAUGUCAGUGCACAUGUAAGUAAGAACAUUAUCUUACUUAGUUUGAAUAUAUGGAUAUUGGUGAAGAUCCAGUAUUUCUUAUUUCUUCCCUUUUAUUCCCAAGCUUACUGUAGUGAAUGUUUAACUCAGUUUCUUAGCCUACUUUUUUAUUACUCCAUCCUCCAGGCUUUUCACCAAUCUUUGGGAAGAUACAUAGAAUAGUAUUUCACUUUUGGGGAGCAUCUGUGUUAUCAUUUCUUGCACCAAGAUAAUGCUAAAGGCCUUAGUUGAAGUUGGCUGGUAAAGAAAGUACGAAUUUCCAUUCCAGGGAAAAUACAGUGAUAAUAGAGUAAGUAAUAAGGCUAAUAUGGGUUUAAUAGGAAAAAAAAAAAAGCAGGUCAUUGAAUAGUCAUCUGAGAAAGAGAAAUUUCCAAAAAUCCCAUUAAAUCAUUCAGCAAUGAGGCAAAUUACUGAUAUAUUCAUUGUUCACUACUGGGGAUUAAAUUCAGAAGAUCAUCCUCAAUGAUAAACCAAUUGCAAUGUUGUUCUCCAAAAGUGAAAGCCACUUCUUUGGGUUACUGUUCAGUGAGAAAAUAAUAAAAAGAACAUUACUUAUCUGCUA